Pestalotiopsis fici W106-1 is the source of this 4485-nucleotide messenger RNA. RefSeq lists its product as uncharacterized. Gene Ontology annotation, cellular component: chromatin; nucleus. Lineage: Eukaryota; Fungi; Ascomycota; Sordariomycetes; Amphisphaeriales; Sporocadaceae. Gene Ontology annotation, biological process: mitotic sister chromatid cohesion; DNA repair. Bases 1 to 4485 code for a protein of 1494 amino acids. The record is from RefSeq and is a predicted model, not a curated record. The transcript has 3 exons.
AUGGCCCGAACCAGGGACGAACCGGCCGAGGACGAAGAUCAAGAAAUGGACGAGGAAUUGGUCGCUUUGCAAUUCGAUGAGCCGCUGUCAUGGCGCGCGGGCAAGCCAAUACCCACCGGCACGCUUCUAAGUCGACUGGAGAAGCUCUCCAAGGAGCUGGUGGAGCUGGAUCAGGACACUGUCGACAAGGACUCAUUGACCAAGGUCGCAAAGGAGCUCGCUUCACACAAUUUGCUGGCCCACAAGGAAGGCGGUGUCAAGGCAUAUGCUGCAUCUUGCCUGGUUGACGUUUUGAAAUUGUGCGCUCCGGACGCGCCCUUUACGCCAUCACAACUCAAAGAAAUAUUUGGUCUAUUUGUAAAGACCAUUCUACCAAGCUUAUGGGACCCGACACACACCUACAAUACACAGCACAAAUAUGUCCUUACUUCACUCGCCGAGGUCAAGAGCAUCCUGCUCAUUAAUGAGCUUUCCAACGCUGAAGAUUUACUCUUGCACCUGUUUUCAUCCUUCUUCGAUGGCAUAUCUGGCUCUUCCAAGUCCAAUUCCGGGGAGCAAGUUGCCAAAGACGUUGAAUUCCACAUGACGGAUAUCCUGGUCACUCUGCUCGAAGAAGGCCCUACCCUGCCACCUUCUGUAUUGGAUGUCAUUAUGGCCCAAUUCCUUCGUGCCGCACCUCCUGGAGGCUCCCGGGCCCGCCCCGAUGCCAACGGCAAUCAAACCACCCUGUUGCCCAAGGAAGAGCCUGAGGCGUAUGUGAUGGCCAAGACAGUCUGUAACCAUUGCCCGGAGAAAAUGGCACGAUAUGUGAGCCAGUACUUCAGUGACGUGAUCAUGGAUAUUUCUGGCAAGAGUGUACAUGCAAACGGCCAGCGAGAUGACGACUCGGACAAUGACGAAGCUACAGCGGGACCUUCCGAAUCAGAUUUCAAAGAAUUGAGGAAAGCACAUCAACUGCUUCGCGAGUUGUGGCGAGCUGCGCCAACAGUAUUGCAGAAUGUUGUGCCGCAAGUGGACGCGGAGCUCUCCGCUGAUAAUGUUCAAUUACGACUGCUUGCUACCGAGACUCUAGGAGAUAUGAUCUCCGGUAUUGGCGCCGCAGGACCACCCCCACCCCCGGUACUCGAUCCAGCUGCCUAUCCUCCUGUCAAGAUUGGCGACGAUACUCAAGAUCAAACAGACUUUGACAGCAUACUGACUACACCCCUCUCGCCACUCUCUUUUGCACAAACCCAUACUCAAGUCUUUCACAACUUUGUCAGCAGAAGGAAUGACAAGUCCCCUCUAAUUCGUGCAGCAUGGACGACCGCGGCUGGUUACAUUGUCUCUACAUCAGCAGGUGGCAUUGGACUGAGUCGCGAAGACGAACAGACUUUCGUUGAUGGCCUCAAGGAUAGACUGAACGAUGCCGACGAAAAAGUUAGACUUGCUGCCGUUAAAGCCAUUGAAGUUUUCCGCUUCCGCGAUAUUGUCACAAAGCUGGCUUUAGAUGGCGGUGUUGAUAGGAAUGGCACAAUUCUUGCCAACUUGUCUGAUCGCUGUCGCGAUCGUCGUGCGCCUAUCCGGGUUGCGGCCAUGGCUCUCUUGGCCAAGCUGUGGGCUGUCGCCAGCGGUGAGCUGAUGGCUGGAAAUGAUGCUGUCACCUCUGCAUUGGGCGCUAUCCCCACCCACAUUUUCAGCACAUUCUACGCCAAUGACCUUGAGCUAAACAUACUACUGGAGAGAGUGACGUUCGAAUGUUUGGUCCCAUUGUCCUAUCCCCCCCCAAAGCCAAAGCAGUCAGGCAACUCUCAGUCCCAAGCCAAUGGCGAUGGAUCUUAUGAUCCAGACCGAAUACGGGCUGAGCGCAUCCUACUACUUGUGAAAAGCCUCGACGAGAAAUCGACAAGGGCAUUUUUCGCUGUACAGCAGCAACAACCACAAUUUGCCAAGCUCCUCCAAGGGUUUGUCAAGCAGUGUGAAGCUUUCAACGGUGGUCUACCAGAGACCAAUGGACCCGUUGUCAAACAGAAUCUGAAGAAGAUCAUCCAGUAUUUGGUUCCAUACUUUCCAGAUGCGGUCAAGGUGGAAGCCGACCUGUACAACUUCGCGACUCUUAACGAUCGGAGGUGUUAUGCAUUGAUUCGGUUCAUUACCAGUCAUGAAAGCGAUUUCAAGACGAUGCAUCGUGGCUUGAAAGAAUUCAACAAGCGCAUCCAAGGAACGAACAAGCCUCAUAUUCUCGACACCAUGCUUCCACUACUCUAUCGAGCUGCUUACAUCAUCAUCAACAAGAGCCAUCUACCAACAUUCAUUGACUGCUCGAAGAAUGACAAGGAUGGCUUUGGUGCAGCAGCGCAGCAGAUUACUUCCGAAGCCUCCAAGUCGAGUGGUGCUCUCUUCAAGGCACAUAUUGGUCAGCUGUGCAAGGAUCUCAUUGAGGCAGCCCCGACGGCUUCAAAAGAGAAUGAGCCGGGGACGGUGGAGACCCUCAAGGCCUGCUCGUCGUAUUCUUUAAAGUACCCAGAAGAGCUACCUCAGGACAAAAAGUUUGUCCAGGCGCUUAUCAACUAUGCACUUCAUGGCACGCCGGCAAAAGCAGCAAAGUACGCAGUCAAUAUUUUGAUGGCACGCAAGGACGACAAGAGCUUGGUAUCUGCAACGGAGCUUCUCCAGAAGGUUACAAAGAACUGGGGCUAUGGCUCGCCGCACUUCUUGAGUAAAAUUGCUGGUGUCGCCCAGCUUGAGCUUUUGGCCUCCACUGUCACUGCUGAUGCCAAUGAUAAAAUCAUUGAUAUGGCACUGAAAGAGGUAUUGCAAAAAGUACGCACCGAAGCCAAGGUCAGCGAUUCCGAGUGGGUAGAAGACGCAGAACUCGAAGAAGAAUGCUUGAUCAAGUGCUGGUCCCUGAAGCUUAUUGUCAAUCGACUUCGUGGUACUAAGGAUCCCGAAGAAGUCAAGGAUGUAACACCUACGGUGUUCAAGCUCUUGCGAACCUUGAUCAAGGACCAAGGUGAACUCUGCAAGACGCAGGACACACCCAAACACCACAAGUCUCGCCUUCGACUGUUGGCAGGUCAGCUUCUGCUAAAGCUGUGCACAGAAAAACGCUUCGAAGAAUUGUUCUCGCAUUCGGACUUUAACAGACUAGCACUCCUUACGCAAGAUUCUUGCUCGCGGGUUCGCCGUGGCUUCAUCGAGAAGCUCCAGAAAUACCUAGUCAACAGAAGGUUGCCCGCGAGAUUCUACACCAUCAUCUUCCUGACUGCAUUUGAGCCUGACAAAGACUUCAAGCAACAGACAGAGACGUGGAUCCGUUCGCGGGCUCGCUAUUUCCGUGAAAAUAGCAAGGACAACGUCAAUGUCAUGGAAGCCAUCUUUGGACGCCUGGUGUCACUUCUGGCACAUCAUCCCGACUUCUCCCCAGAAGCCGAUGACCUGCUGGAUACGGCUCGGUACAUUAUCUACUAUAUCAGCAAUGUGGCCACGGAACAGAACUUUGCUUUGAUAUUCAAGUAUGCCGAACGGGUGAAGCAAACACGAGACGGCAUUGCACCUGAAAAGAGUGAGAAUCUAUAUGUACUCUGUGACCUAGCCUUGGCUAUCUUGAGGAAGUGGCAAGAGCGCAAAGGAUGGAGCUUCCAAGCUUACUCUGGCAAGACUGGUCUUCCUAAAGGCUUGUAUACUGCUCUGCCAAGUCACGAUGCUGCGCAGCAAAUAGCAGAAAAACAAUUUCUUCCAGAGGAUGUUGAAGAGAGACUCGACGAUCUAUUGAAAACAAUGGAUAAGAAGAAGAAGCGCAGAAGCACCGAUGAUCGUGGCGAUGGACACCCAGCUCAGAAACGGGCGAGGACGGCCCAGCCAAGGACAUCUGCGGCAAAGCCUGAUCGUCCUGCCGGCAAAAGGCCAGCUGUGAAGACGAAAUCAGCAAAGUCCCGGAAGCCAGCGAGAUCUUCUCCGGCGCCUGAAUCAGCCAAUCGACGGCGGAGUGGAAGAUCUAGGAAAGACUCUUCUUACCUCGAGCGGGAUUCGUCGGACGACGAUGAGGACAUGCUUGAAGGCGUGGCCAAGUGGGAGUAUUAUGACAAUGACGGCAACAAGGUCCAAAAUGACGAGGAUGAAGGCGAAGAUGAGAGUGACGGCCAAUCUGAGCUAUCUGAAGUUGAGGAAGAAGCGGAGCCGAUGGAGGAUGAUAAAGCUGAACCUGAGCCGGAAGCUCAAGCGGACAGUUCCCCAGAUGAGGAGGAGCCCGCAGCCGAUGAGGAGAUUGAGCCUGCAGAAGAGGAGCCAGUAGCGGAGGAAGAAACACUGCCCAUACGUUCAAGUGGCCGUCGCGGAAGAACUGCUGCCGCUGCAUCUUCCGCAAAGACAAAGCCAGCGCCUUCACCUCCAGCCAAGACAGCUACAGCUAAAUCCAGUGGGUCAAGGAGCAAGGCCGCUGCUGCAAAAUCAACGACGCCCCCAGCCACAUCCACUCGAUCGACUCGAUCGAGGCGAGGAGCCUAG